AUGUCGUUUGUCUCAAGAGGGGCGAGAGCUGCAGCUCGUCACCUGAGGCGCUCAGUCCAGCGCCAAACCCGAAGAUAUGAUUCACACCACGCACCCCACGGCCACGGAGAGGCCCACCAAGGAGAAAGUGCAUUCCAUGUCGCUCAAGGCCCAGCGAAUGAGUCUUUCGGACCCGGAUUAUACAUCUCCCUAGCUUCAAUCCCUUUCUUCGCCGCAGUCUAUGCCGUGGCAGCGAACCCCGGUGACAACUUCAUUUCCCGGCUAGUCAAGAAAUAUGAGAUCGGACAGGAAGCUGAAGAGAGAAAGAACGUCAUUCAUUUACGGCUAAUGGAGCAGGCUGCUGCCGACAGACAGCUAUUCGCCUCAACGCCAAUUGAUACAAAUCCUGUGCUUCGGUAUCCCGAAGCCUUCAACCAUGGUUCACCUUGGAAUGUUUCUGCUGGACAAGGCGGAGCAGAUCUAACUGCGCUCACAAAACAUUAUCACGAACAGGCACAAGCUCAAGAAGAAGCAAGACUGGCGAGACUUAAGAAAGGCAAGGUUGUGAGUGUCUACGAAUAA
Molecule: messenger RNA, 561 nt
Organism: Exophiala aquamarina CBS 119918
Lineage: Eukaryota; Fungi; Ascomycota; Eurotiomycetes; Chaetothyriales; Herpotrichiellaceae
Exons: 3
Coding region: 1-561 (186 amino acids)
Cellular component (GO): mitochondrion
Source: RefSeq, a predicted model, not a curated record